This is a messenger RNA of Punctularia strigosozonata HHB-11173 SS5, 231 nucleotides long. RefSeq names its product bola-like protein. Gene Ontology annotation, biological process: intracellular iron ion homeostasis. Gene Ontology annotation, cellular component: nucleus; cytosol. The transcript has 3 exons. The coding region runs from base 1 to 231 and encodes 76 amino acids. The record is from RefSeq and is a predicted model, not a curated record. Lineage: Eukaryota; Fungi; Basidiomycota; Agaricomycetes; Corticiales; Punctulariaceae. Gene Ontology annotation, molecular function: 2 iron, 2 sulfur cluster binding.
AUGCCUAUAUCCCAAGAGACGCUUGAGACGGCUAUCCGACAAGCUAUUCCCGUCACCUACCUAGAGAUCACUGACACCUCAAAUGGCUGUGGCGAGAACUACUCGGUCGUGGUCGUGUCCGAGGCAUUCGAGGGGAAAACAACUUUAGCAAGGCAUCGGUUCAUCAACGAACUACUGAAGAAUGAGAUAGCUUUGAUGCACGCAUUUUCACAGGUAGGCAUGUCCAGAUAG